AUGCCGCCCACGACGGCGGCCACCACCACGGUCUCCCUUCGGGAGCUGGCGGACUUGGCCAUCGGCACCCCGGAGGUGGGCGCCGUCAACUUCACGGCCCUGCACACGCUCAUCGUGGCCAUGCUCCGGAGCCUCAACCUGCAGGAGGUGCGCAUCGACUUCCAGUCGCCGUUGCCGUCGCCAGAGACAAGCCGCACCUUGGAGAUCCCGCAGGCCGCGCUCAGCGCCCCGCAGCUGGCUGCGUCCAGAGAGAAGCCGCGCGGCAGCCUGACCAAGCCACCGACGGCCGCGGCGACACUCGAGAGCCAGGUGAAGGGCCUGGGCGGGCAGGUCCAGGACCUCAGCAGGAAGCUCAAGACCGUCACGAGCCAGGUGCAGGGCAUCGUGAGCCACGUGCAGCACCUUACGGCUCCCAUCAGCGAGCUGGACGCCCGGGACUGGCUGGAGGAGGAGACCGCCAAGCUGACGCCGGCCAGGGCACGAGCAGGGUCGUUGAAAACCGCGAAGGGCGAGCGGGCCACCAUCUCCCAGACAGCCUUCCAGCGAAUCGAUGCUCUAGAGAAGAUAGUCAGAGAACGGGAUGAAUUCCUGGACCUCGUGGGCCGGAAGAUGAGUUUGAUGCCUGUUGGAGAAGAAGUCACCAUGGUCACCUGGGAGGAGCUGGAACAAGCCAUUACUGACGGCUGGAGGGCCUCACUAGGGGGCUCAGAGACAACGACGGGACUCCCUCAACGCAGAGGGCACGCUUCCGCAACGUCAGAUGACAUACUUCAAGGCGGAGUCCCCAUCAAGCGGUCAAGUGCUGACCGGGCUGUGGAUUCUCCCCGUGCUUAUGGCUCAGAUCAGACCUUUUCAGGACUUGGUGGCGUAAGAAACCCCUCUGAAGGGGUCACCAGGGAACAAGGCAGAGGUGCCUCGGCUGCCGCAUUUCCUGCUAGAGAACAGCACCCGAGGGCCCGUGACGAAGCUGGCCUGACAAAGACCCAUCACCCAUCUGCAUCCCAAUCCAGAGUAGAGUCAGAUCGCCCCAGGACGAGAGAGCUGCCAUCGCACAGCUCAGCCCAUCUAAGAAAAGAGGAACGAGAAGCACAGCCUGGUCCCACCCUGCAGGACCUAUCCUCAGGCCCUGUGGCCGGAGAUGAGCAUCAAGGACACCCAGAUCAGCACUGGGGGGUGGAUGCAAGCCCGGGUCAAAUCCAGCCCGGGCCAGAUCAGCACGGUUUGGGACCACAUGGCGUGGACCCACUGGUGUGGCACCAUCCCAGGACUUACCCACGUGCUGUGGUACCACACGGCGUGGGUCAGCUCGGUGUGAUGCCACCUGGGAUGGAUGAGUGGGGCUUGGUAACACCUGGCCCGGAUCAGUAUGGGAUGGUGCCACCAGAGGUACCCGGCACACACCAGCAAGGAUGGGAACUACCUAGCCCAGUUCAGCCUGGUAUGAUUCCACCUGGCGCGUAUCAGUAUGACGCACGACUUCCUGGCACAGCCCAACAGCCUGGUGUGGAUCCGCGCGGAUUGGUGCCCCUGGCUGCAGAUCAGCGUGGAUUUUUAAUACCUGGCGUGGAUCAACAAGGAUUGGUUCUGCCUGGCAUGGAUCAACAGGGAUUGGUUCCACACCUCACACAUCAACGUGGUUUGGCAUCCUCUGGUUUGAUGCAAGUUGUUGCAGAUCGGCAAGGUUUUGUACAGCCAAGCUUGGAAACAUCUGAGUUCACUCAUCCUGACACAGAUCAGCAUGAUAUAAUACAGCCUGGCAUUGAUCAGCGUGGUUUGGUGCAACCUGGCGCAGGUCAGCCUGGCUUGGCACAGCCUGGCAUGGAUCAGCGUGGGUUGGUGCAACCCGGUGCAGGUCAGCCUGGCUUGGUGCAGCCUGGCAUGGAUCAGCGUGGUUUGGUGCAACCUGGUGCAGGUCAGCCUGGCUUGGCACAGCCUGGCAUGGACCAGCGUGGUUUGGUGCAACCUGGCGCAGGUCAGCCUGUUAUGGCACAGCCUGGCAUGGACCAGCGUGGUUUGGUGCAACCUGGUGCAGGUCAGCCUGGCAUGGCGCAGCCUGGCAUGGACCAGCGUGGUUUGGUGCAACCUGGUGCAGGUCAGCCUGGCAUAGGUCAACGUGGUUUGUUGCAACCUGGCACAGGUCAGCCUCCCUUGGUGCAGCCUGGCAUGGAUCAGCGUGGUUUGGUGCAACCUGGCGCAGCUCAGCCUGGUUUGGUGCAGCCUGGCAUUGAUCAGCAUGGUUUGGUGCAACCUGGCACAGGUCAGCCUGGCUUGGCGCAGCCUGGCAUCGAUCAGCGUCGUGGUUUGGUGCAACCUGGAACAGGUCAGCCUGGUUUGACACAACCUGGCAUGGACCAGCGUGGUUUGGUGCAACCUGGUACAGGUCAGCCUGGCUUGGCACAGCCUGGCAUGGACCAGCGUGGUUUGGUGCAACCUGGAACAGGUCAGCCUGGUUUGACACAACCUGGCAUGGACCAGCGUGGUUUGGUGCAACCUGGAACAGGUCAGCCUGGCUUGGUACAGCCUGGCAUGGACCAGCGUGGUUUGGUGCAACCUGGAACAGGUCAGCCUGGUUUGACACAACCUGGCAUGGACCAGCGUGGUUUGGUGCAACCUGGAACAGGUCAGCCUGGUUUGACACAACCUGGCAUGGAACAGCGUGGUUUGGUGCAACCUGGAACAGGUCAGCCUGGCUUGGCACAGCCUGGCAUGGACCAGCGUGGUUUGGUGCAACCUGGCGCAGGUCAGCCUGGCUCGGCGCAGCCUGGCAUGGAUCAGCGUGGUUUGGUGCAACCUGGCGCAGGUCAGCCUGGCUCGGCACAGCCUGGCAUGGAUCAGCGUGGUUUGGUGCAACCUGGCGCAGAUCCACGUGGCUUUUCUCAACCUGGUGCAUAUCCUCCUGGAUUGAUUCAACCUGGCGCAUAUCCACCUGAUUUGGUACAGCCUGGUGCCUAUCCACGUGGUUUGGUCCAACCUGGAAUUGAUCAGUAUGGCUUGAGGCAACCUGGUACCGGACAACCAGGUGUGAUACCAGCAGGCACAGGGCUUCGUGGCUUUCCAGCAUUUGCCCCAGAUUUUCCAAGAUAUUUAGCACAUCCAUAUCACCCUGGUGAAAUACCUCCUGGCAGAUAUCAACAUGGUCAAGUGUCAGCACUCCUAGCCAAUCAAGGUUUGGCAUCACCAGGUAUUGGCCAAAAGGGUUUAUCAGAAACUUACCAGCAAGGCUUGUUACAUCGUGGCACAGACCAGCAUGGCCUGACACCAUUAAGCCCCCAUGUGGGAUCUGUACAGCGAGCUCAACAGCAUUUGGUUUCGCCUGGCCCAGAUCAGCGUGGCCAGGGACAAGCAGGCACAGAACAGCAAGACCAAGUAUCCUCUAUCCCAGAAUCCUGGGACCCAUCCUAUCCUGGCCCUCCCCGCCCAGGCGUCCUGGGGGUAGAUCCACGAGUCCAGAUGGCUUUGGAUCCAAAACAAAUAGAUGCCUCAGGCCAGCCUGCCUUUCCCAGGAGCGCAGACUCUCUUAGCUAUCUCCACGGAGUUUCCUCCGAAAAGAGCGAUUCCCAGAGCGAGAGACGAGACUCGCUGGAUAAAUUAGCUCCGACCUUCCCCAUGGCAGUGGAAACAUUUCGUCUGAUGGGAGAGCUCCUUGGCCUCUAUGUAGAGCUCAAGGAGAACAUGAAGGAGCUGGACGAGGAGCAGGCUGGCCAGACCGACCUGGAGAAGAUCCAGUACCUGCUCGGCCUCAUGGUCAAAAAGGCUAUACCCCCAGACCUGCAGGAACAGCUGAACACCUUAAAGUCCUUAACCAAAGAAGUUCGGCAGGAAAAAGCAAAGAUGGAGAGGAUGCAGAAGAUCCUGGAGGGCAACGGGGAACACGGAACAGGAAAAGACAUGAAGAAUGGCUCGCUGAGCUUGCAGCUGGGAAUCCUCAGAGUGACCGUGGCUGACAUCGAGAAGGAACUGGCCGAGCUGAGGGAAAGCCAAGAGCAGGGCAAGGUCAGCAUGGAGCACUCGGUCUCCGAAGCUUCCCUCUACCUGCAGGACCAGCUUGACAAGCUCAGGGCGAUCAUCGAGAACAUGCUGGCCUCAUCUUCCACGCUGCUGUCCCUGAGCAUGGCUCCUCACAAGACGCUGUCCACUUUGGAACCUGGCCAGAUUGACCCGGAGGCCACCUGCCCCGCCUGCAGCCUGGACCUGAGCCACCAGGUCAGCACGCUGGUGCAGCGCUACGAGCAGCUUCAGGACAUGGUCAACAAUCUGGCCGCCUCCCGGCCCUCCAAGAAGGCCAAGCUCCAGAGCCAGGAUGAAGAGCUGCUGGGCCACGUCCAGAGUGCCAUCCUGCAGGUGCAGGGCGACUGCGAGAAGCUGUACAUCACCACCAGCGGCCUCAUCGAAGACCGCCGGCAGAAGCAGAAGGACAUUGACGUGCUGUACCAGGGCAUAGAGAAGCUGGAGAAGGAAAAGGCCAACAGAGAGCACCUGGAGAUGGAGAUUGACGUGAAGGCUGAUAAGAGCGCCCUGGCGGCCAAAGUGAGCCGUGUCCAGUUCGAUGCCACCACGGAGCAGCUGAACCACAUGAUGCAGGAGCUGGUGGCGAAGAUGAGCGACCACGAGCAGGACUGGCAGAAGAUGCUGGACAAGCUCCUGGUGGAGAUGGACAGCAAGUUGGACCGCCUGGAGCUGGACCCCGUGAAGAAGUUGCUGGAAGACCGCUGGAAGUCCUUGCGGCAGCAGCUCAAGGAGCGCUCUCCCCUCUACCAGGCAGACGAGGCGGCGGCCAUGCGGAGGCAGCUCUUGGCACAUUUCCACUGCCUCUCUUGUGACCGGCCCUUGGAGACAGCUGUGACUGGACAAUUUAUCCCGGUGACUCCUGUGGGCCCAGCCCUGCCUGGGCACCGUUCCACCCGCCCAUACACUAUCUUCGAGCUGGAGCAGGUCCGGCAGCAGAGCCGCAACCUCAAGCUGGGCGGUACCGCCUUCCCUCGGGGCGACUUGGCGCACAUGGAGCGGAGCGUGGGGCGCCUGCGUACCAUGCACUCCAAGAUGCUGAUGGACAUUGAGAAGGUGCAGAUCCACUUCGGAGGCUCCGUCCGGGCCAGCAGCCAGAUGAUCCGGGAGCUGCUGCAGGCACAGUGCCUGAGCUCCCCCUGCUACAAACGGGUGCCGGAGACAGCCGACUACGUGUACUCGAGCGUCCCCCGGCGCUGCGGGGGCAGCCACACCCUCACGUACCCCUACCGCCGCAGCCGUCUACAGCACCUGUCCCAGGGCCUGUACCCCACCGAGGAGGUCCAGAUCGCCAUGAAGCAUGAUGAGGUGGAUAUCUUGGGCUUGGAUGGACAUAUUUACAAGGGACGGAUGGAUACAAGGCUGCCGGGCAUCUUGACCAAAGACAGUGAGUCCUCCAUCUCCGGGAUGACCAAGCACAAGGCCAAGCAUUCCCGGCCCCACGUGCACAGGCAGCAGUCCCUCAGCGACAACGGCCAGCUGCCCUCGAGACCUCAGAGUGCCCAGAUGCUGGGUGUCAACAGCCCAGCUCCUCCUCGUCCACGGAAAGACAGAGCCCUGUCGUCCGAGGGGCGCCUCGCCCAGCCCAACACGGCCCACCCGCCCAGCCCCAGCGAGUUGGAGAUGCACAUGGAUAUGCCCCCUGGGGAGGGGCCCGAGGAGCCCACCCGGGGACCGCGGUCCACCACUGCUCAGUGA
This is a messenger RNA of Neogale vison (American mink), 5703 nucleotides long. RefSeq names its product glutamine rich 2 (gene QRICH2). The record is from RefSeq and is a predicted model, not a curated record. NCBI's taxonomy places the organism in Eukaryota, Metazoa, Chordata, Mammalia, Carnivora, Mustelidae. The transcript is spliced from 25 exons. Bases 1 to 5703 code for a protein of 1900 amino acids.